Messenger RNA from Drosophila grimshawi, 1737 nucleotides. It is a transcript of the gene Galk, whose product is annotated as N-acetylgalactosamine kinase. Gene Ontology annotation, cellular component: cytoplasm; cytosol. Lineage: Eukaryota; Metazoa; Arthropoda; Insecta; Diptera; Drosophilidae. Bases 207 to 1679 code for a protein of 490 amino acids. Gene Ontology annotation, biological process: galactose metabolic process; carbohydrate phosphorylation. The transcript is spliced from 6 exons. Gene Ontology annotation, molecular function: galactokinase activity; ATP binding. The record is from RefSeq and is a predicted model, not a curated record.
CGUAAUACGCAAGACGAAAAGUUCGUGCACUUUGCUGCAAUUCUUUUUCAAUUAAAUUAAUUGCAAUUUGCGUCAAUUUAACGAAAAACUGCAAUAUUGCAACACUUCCGAGACAGAUAUUUGCCAUGCUCGCUAAUCUGUGCUUAGUGUAAUCAAGCCAAUGACAUUCUGAUAAGGUCAACUAAAAAAAAAUUAAAAGAAAUUAAAUGGCGGCAAGUGGAAAUGGUACAGUUACAGCAGCCACUGUUGGCGACGAGCACGUUGCGGUGCAACAGCUGCAGCCACAGAACAAGGCUUAUGAGCGCCUCAUCAAAUUGGGCACCUUUUACACGCAACAAUUUGGCCUCAAGCCCGAAUUCUAUGUGCGUGUUCCAGGACGUGUGAACAUUAUUGGGGAGCAUGUGGACUACUGCGGUUACUCUGUGCUGCCCAUGGCCGUGGAGCAGAGCAUCAUGCUGGCUGUGGGCACGGAUCUGCAUCAAACCAAGCUGGAGCUACAUCAUCUGGAUGAGGGAAAAUUCCAGAGCUUUGAUUGCGAUCUGAACGCCCUUGACAUCAAGUUGCCUAAGACUGGCGGUCCGGCCUGGUACAGCUACUAUUUGUGCGGCAUCAAGGGUGUACAGGAGGAGCUGGGCGAUAAGUGGCGGCCAGUUGGCAUGCGUGUUGCACUCUGUGGCAAUGUGCCACUUGCCGCUGGCCUGUCCAGCUCUAGUGCGCUAGUGAGUGCCGCUGUGCUGGCCACGGCCAAAGUGCAGGGCAUGAGGCUGGACCGCAAGCAGUUGGCAUCGAUUUCGGCCAGUUGUGAGCAGUACAUUGGCACACACAGCGGUGGCAUGGAUCAGGCGAUUGCCUAUCUGGCGAAACAGGGCUGUGCCCAGCACAUCGAGUUCCAUCCGAAGCUGAAUGGGACGCCAGUUACGCUGCCCACUGGCGCUUGCUUUGUGGUUGCCAAUAGUCUUGUGCAGAAGCGGAAAGCAGCCUCCUCCGAUUACAAUGAACGUGUUGUGGAAUGCCGACUGGCUACACGCUGGCUGGCCAAAUCACAGAAGCUACCCAAUUGGCGGAAUUUCAUUCGAUUCAUCGACCUCGAGGAGGCGUGCAAGUUGGAUAAUGCUGCCUACGUGCAAUUGAUUGAGAACCAACUGCAAAAAUCACUUUACACCCGCGAGGACGUUUGCGAUACGCUGAACAUUACGGAGCAGGAAUUAGAAACUGAUUUUCUAACGCCCAGCACACAGCAUAUGCAGCAAUUUAAGCUGCGUCAACGUGCCUUGCACGUCAUCCAAGAAUCUGGUCGCGUUAUCAAGUUCCGUCAGAUUUGUGAGCAACUGCAGCGUCGCACCAGCAAGCAGGACAUUGAACAGCUGGGCAAGCUGAUGCAGCAAUCGCAUCACAGUCUGCGCGAGCUCUACGAAUGCUCCCAUCCGGACUUGGAGCGUCUGGUGUCCCUAUCUGCCAGGCAGGGCAUCAGUGCACGUGUUACGGGUGCCGGCUGGGGCGGCUGCAUUGUGGCCAUGUGCGAUUCGGCUGAGGUCGCCGCGGAUUACGUAAGCAUGCUCAAGCGUGAGUACUAUGCUCAAUUGCCAGUUCAGUUAUUGGAGCGCUAUCAGCCCAAUGAUUUCAAUGAUGUCGUCUUUGCCACAACUCCCGGCAACGGUGCCGAACUAUUUGUACAAUAAUUCAACAUAAUUUUGUAAACUGUAUAUUACCAUUAGUAAACCCUUAGUAGAAACCCAA